AUGUUCUGGUUCGUUGAUGGUGAGAAGUCAGAGUACAGUGGUGGACGUACUGCGGUUGAGAUCAAGAGUUGGUGCACUGAGAUGACUGGUCCUGCUGUUAAGGAAAUCAGCAGUCGUAAGCUGGCUGAGGAGCAGGCCGGCACGAAGCCUAUCUGUGUUUAUGAGGGGCCUGAAGCCUCUACUGACUUCGAGGAGAUUGCUGCUAGGAAGAGGACGGAGUUCACCUUCUACCAUGUUGCGGUUGACACUGAGAAGCCGACUGUGAGUGUUCAGCAUAAGAGUGAGGAGCCUGUCGCUUGUGAUGAUCUUACUUUUGAUGGUCUCAAGAAGUGCCUCGAUGACAACACACUUCCUCUUUUCGGUGUUCUCGACGGUGAGACUUACGAGAAGUACAUGACCUCUGGAAAGGGUCUUGUCUGGGCCUGUCUCGAGAUGGAGUCCAGCGAUGAUCUUGAGAAGGUCGCCGACGAAUAUCGUCCUCUCAUUAAGGAAGUAGCCGAGGAGUUCAAGGACCAGUUCGCCUUCCUCUACAUUGAUACUAUUCAGUUCAAGAGGUUCCUCGAGGGUGUGCUUGGUGUGACUGAGCUUCCUACUCUUGCUGUUAACAAGAAGGCUGGUGACAAGCUGAAAUAUCUCUACACUGGUGAGAUGACUGCUCCCAAGGUCGACGAGUUCUUGAAGAAUGUUCUUGACGGUUCUAUUGAGCCUACAUUGAAAUCUGAGCCUGUGCCGAGCUCCCAAGACGAGCCUAUCCACGUUGUCGUUGGGUCCACUCUAGUGGAGGACGUGUUCCAGCCCGACAAGGAUGUUCUCUUCGAAGUCUACGCCCCUUGGUGUGGUCAUUGCAAGAGGCUUGCCCCUGAGUACGAGAAGGUUGCUAAGAAGGUCGCUGAGGCAGGUCUCGAUGACAUGGUCGUGCUCUCUAAGAUGGAUGGCACUGCCAAUGACUCUCCUGUUGAGAGCAUCUCCUGGGAAGGCUUCCCUAGUCUCUUCUAUGUGAAGGCUGGUGAGACUGAGCCUAUCAAGUACGACGGUCCUCGUGAGGCUGAGGGCAUGUGGGAGUGGAUCGAGGAGCACCACUCGAACUCAGAGGGUCUGAAGGAGCGUGUUGCUGCCGGCAAGGCUGUUCACGAGGAGGAGGACUCUGAGGCCGACAAGGGCGAGGAACUGUAA
This is a messenger RNA of Perkinsus marinus ATCC 50983, 1173 nucleotides long. Its product is annotated as protein disulfide-isomerase, putative. NCBI's taxonomy places the organism in Eukaryota, Perkinsozoa, Perkinsida, Perkinsidae. The record is from RefSeq and is a predicted model, not a curated record. Gene Ontology annotation, biological process: protein folding; response to endoplasmic reticulum stress. Gene Ontology annotation, molecular function: protein disulfide isomerase activity. Gene Ontology annotation, cellular component: endoplasmic reticulum. Bases 1 to 1173 code for a protein of 390 amino acids. The transcript has a single exon.